Molecule: messenger RNA, 1647 nt
Organism: Symbiodinium sp. CCMP2456
Lineage: Eukaryota; Dinophyceae; Suessiales; Symbiodiniaceae
Source: the annotation of a GenBank genome assembly
GGCCUGGCCACGAAAGCCAACCAGUCCGCCUUGGAAGCCCUCCAAGUGGAGGUCGGCACCAAGAGCAUGCCCACCGGCGUCAAUCUCAAGCUCGCCAACCACCCCACCAUUGCCGCGAUGAACAGCAGCAUCACCAGCGCCAACAACGCCACCCUCGCAACGGUGGCGGCCACCUAUGCGCUCAAGUCGGUCGUGGACCAGCUGGCCCUCGACGUCGCCGCACACGGCCCUGCUCCCCAUGGCCAGCACCAGCGACCUCACCGCCGCGGUGGCUCUCAGGACCACGCCCGCCGACGUGAGUCAGCUCAUCGCAACUGCCCUGCUGCCCUUCGUCCAGCAGACGGCCCUCAACGCCGCGCUGGCCUUGAGGGACGGCCGGCUCGACGCGGCGGAGGCGCUGCUUGCAGCGCUGCAGGCCGCGGGCUAAACCAAACGGUCGGGGAUGUCACCACGGCCGUGCUCGGCGACGUUACCCAGGUCGUCUACGACGCCGGGCAGGCCCUGCAGGAUUCCCGGCUGGACGGCCACGACGCGGAGAUCCUCGCGCUGCAGAACGCCGGCCCCUACGCCAUGGGGGCGGAGCUGACGGCCCUGCAGCUGUCCCUCCAGUCCGCCAUCGACGGACUUUUGGCCGAAGGCAACGUCACCUGGGAUCUCUUGGUAGGCACCAACCAAAUCCGCAACUUUCACGCCGCCAGCGAGUCCUGGGUGCUCGCUCAGCUCGGCGGGUACUACACGAGCCAGGAAGCCAACGAUGCCAUCACUGCUCCCUUGACGAAUCACUUCACGAGGGCGGAGGCCACGGCGAACCUCGUGGCCUUCCUGGCGCAGGCCAACACCUACACGGACGAUCAGCUAGUCCGCUACAGCACCGCCGCGGAGAUGACCCAGGCCAUCGCGGACGCCCUGGUGCCCUACGGGACGAUCGUCCAGCGAGAUGCAGCCAUCGCUGCGGCACUCGCGGCCUACUACACGUCGGUGCAGACGGACAGCGCCAUCGCUGCGGCGGCAGCGAUCACGGCAGCGCUGGUGCCGGUGACUCUGAGCAACGGCCAGUCCUGGAACGGCGGGCCGACCUUCAAUCUGCUUCAGGGCACCAAAUGUGCUGCGCAAUCCGUCCGUGGCCGGGGCGCCCACACGGCCUCCUUCCAGAACCUGGACGACACGAUUUUGAUCGAGUCGGACUCCUACGUCGAUUCCAAGAUCAUCACGGCACUGCUGGACUUCUCGACCUCCGCAGAGGUCACGCAAGAGAUCGCCGAUGCGCUGAGCAACGUGGACUUCUCGAGUUACUACACCUCGGCCCAGACCGACUCGCUCUGCUACUCCCGCACGGAGCUGGACUCUCUACUCACGGCCACGCUCACGCAGUACUGGACGUCGGGGAGGACGCAGUCGGAGAUCGACGACGCCCUCGCGGGCUCCGGCUUCCUGGACCAGGCGGCCGGCGACGCCCGGUACCUCGUGCGCCCGCCCGGCGGCGCCAGCGGCUCCAUCCAUCAGAUUGUGCAGAAUCAGUUCUUCCCUCCCGUCAUCAAGAACCUGCUGCUCCGGCUCCAGCCGCCGCUGGCCGGAACCAGCAUCCUCGGCAACGGCAGCCCUCCAAAGCACUUGCGACUGCUACUCGAAGAGCGAAAGCGACUCGCG